AUGGCGAUGACCCUGUCAUCACGUCCCUUCACCUGGUCUUUUCACAUGGAGGGGCCCGUCAUUGUCCUGCUAUUGCUGUGUUUUAAUAGUUCACUCGGGUUCAUUAGUGCUCAGACAACAGAUAAACCUCCUGAUGAUGCAAAGAAUAUCUCAUGGAAACCACUGAACGCCACAGCAAACAAAACCCCGAUGUGUUCUGGACCAGCACGGAUCAAAGACGCCUUCAAAUACAUCAACAGCAUUGUCUCAUGUUUCGUAUUCCUGUUCGGGAUGGUUGGAAACCUGACUCUCCUGAGAAUAAUCAAAGAACACAAAUGCAUGAGAAAUGGACCCUAUAUUCUCAUCGGCAGUCUGGCUUUAGGCGACAUUUUGCACAUCUUGAUUGGCAUACCCAUCAAUGUUUAUAAGCUCCUGGCGGUGGACUGGCCUUUUGGUGUCCUGCUCUGUAAACUGGUGCCGUUUAUUCAGAAAACCUCCGUUGGGAUAACGGUACUGAGCCUGUGCGCUCUGAGCAUAGACAGGUACAGAGUCGUUGCAUCCAGGAGUCGUAUCAAAGGUCUUGGUUUUCCCAAAUGGACUGCUAUCAAACUGUCUUUAAUAUGGACAAUAUCAACAUUGCUGGCUGUUCCGGAGGCCGUCGCGUUUGAUUUGAUUACGAUGGAUUACAGAGGCGAGCAUCUGCGGAUAUGCCUCCUUCAUCCUGUACAAUCCACUACAUUCAUGCAGUUUUGUAAAAUGGCCAAAGACUGGUGGCUCUUUGGGUUUUAUUUCAUCGUGCCGUUGGCGUGCACCGCUGUCUUUUACUCGCUGAUGACUUGGAGGAUCUUAAGCGGAAGCGUUAAGAAGUUGGACAAACACAUAAAGCAGAGACAUGAAGUGGCCUGGACGGUUUUCUGUCUGGUUCUUGUGUUUGCAAUUUGCUGGUUUCCUCUUCACCUCAGCAGGAUCCUCAAGUUAACCAUCUAUGAUGAACACGAUCCCAACAGAUGCAAAUUACUGAGCACGUUUCUUGUUCUCGACUACAUCGGCCUCAACAUGGCGUCUGUGAACUCGUGCAUCAACCCAAUGGCUCUGUAUGUGGUCAGCAAAAGAUUCAAAAACUACUUCAAGGCCACUCUCGUCGGUUGCUGUCGUUCAUCCGAACCCGUCCUCACUCAGGAAGAGAAGCAAAGUUUCAUGAGGUCAAAGGUCACGGAGCCGCCGUCUGACAACAGCAACUCUGUCAAACAAGAGACGGCAUCCGGUGACAACGAGAGAAAAACCUUUCUUCAGAAAUGCACUUGUCUUAGAACGUGA
Molecule: messenger RNA, 1296 nt
Organism: Sinocyclocheilus rhinocerous
Lineage: Eukaryota; Metazoa; Chordata; Actinopteri; Cypriniformes; Cyprinidae
Gene: ednrbb
Product: endothelin receptor type Bb
Exons: 8
Coding region: 1-1296 (431 amino acids)
Biological process (GO): developmental pigmentation; enteric nervous system development; endothelin receptor signaling pathway
Cellular component (GO): plasma membrane
Molecular function (GO): endothelin receptor activity
Source: RefSeq, a predicted model, not a curated record